Molecule: messenger RNA, 973 nt
Organism: Talaromyces stipitatus ATCC 10500
Lineage: Eukaryota; Fungi; Ascomycota; Eurotiomycetes; Eurotiales; Trichocomaceae
Exons: 2
Coding region: 129-662 (177 amino acids)
Biological process (GO): mitophagy
Molecular function (GO): mitochondrion autophagosome adaptor activity
Source: RefSeq, a predicted model, not a curated record
AUCGGACUGCAAGCUCAACAUAUCCAUCGCAGUCCAUACCAAGAAACCAAAGCUGUUUCCGAUCCAAUUCCACCGAGACUAAUUAUCGAUCUACAAUCCUCCUCCAAUACAGAUAAUAUAUAAGCAAAAUGUCUCACGCCGCCCUAGGAAUUGCAGAGACCAUCCAAACCGCCUCCAUAAAACGUCAUCCCUCACCGCGACACGACAUCAACCCAUCCACAGCCGCAUCGGAAAAACUGCCCUACGAAGAUGCAGAUCACUCAGACACAGCAAGUAUCGCAACAGAUAUUCUUGAUCGACCCGCUGCUCUUCGUCCAGCUGCUCGUCGACGAGAUCUUCCCCCCUUGCCGGAUUUGAGGUUUGAGCAGAGUUAUUUAGCUAGUAUUAGGGGUGCGGAGACAUGGCAGCGCGUGACUUGGAUUACUAUCAGAGAUCAGGUCUUUCUUCCGCUGAUACAGGGUACACUCUGGACCCUUGCGCUCUGCGGAUGGCGGUUCUGGAAUCGCAAUGCUCAACUCCAUGGAAACACGCUCGGAACACGGCUACGGAGGUGGUGGUAUGGAGUGAAUAAUUGGCCUAUUCCGCCUCAGGGUAUCAAGUCAAAUAAGAAAUUCGCUGAGCGAGUUCAGGAUUUUUACACUGCGCAGUUUUCGAGUGAUUGACUAGCCGACUAUGAAAUUUGAGUUUCAACUAUAUUAUGGGCGCUUGAUAUCGACCUUAAAAUUGCAUUAAAGGGCGUUCUGGGCGUUUAGCGAUUGAUUCAAUGUCCUUCUGUGUUAAAUUAUCUGCAGAUUAGCAGUUUGUAUAUCUAUGUUAUCUCUGAACGGCGCCUACUGUGGAUUAUUUAAUGAUUUGAACUCUAGAAAGUCUUCAGGUCCUACCGCGCCAUUUCGUGAUGGGCUUAAUCCAUUCCUGGAUUCAACCGUGCUCAUGUGAAUUCCAUAAAGUUCUCCUAGUAAAACACCCGCUAUAA